Messenger RNA from Lathyrus sativus (Indian pea), 210 nucleotides. Lineage: Eukaryota; Viridiplantae; Streptophyta; Magnoliopsida; Fabales; Fabaceae. The record is from the annotation of a GenBank genome assembly.
AUGGACGCCAUUGAUUCCGUCUUCGAUCCACUCAGAGAAUUCGCUAAGGACAGUGUUAGGCUUGUCAAGCGUUGUCACAAACCCGAUCGCAAAGAAUUCUCUAAGGUGGCUGUUCGUACUGCGAUUGGAUUUGUUGUGAUGGGGUUCGUUGGGUUUUUCGUUAAGCUUAUCUUUAUCCCGAUAAACAACAUCAUCGUUGGAUCUGGAUGA